AUGCCAAACAGAAAGUGGUGUUUUGUUCCAAAUUGUACAAAUACAACACCAAAAAAAAUUUUCGUGAGUGUUCCAAAAGCUCCUCAACAACGUAAACAGUGGUUUGACAGAGCUCGGCGAGAUGUGAAAUCAGUUUCUUCCAAGUCGACUAUGUACUGCUGCGAAGAUCAUUUCGACCUGGAAAAUGAUAUGGAAAACUACUUGGAAUAUAAGUUGAGUACCGUUCGAGCCCGCAUGAAACCUGAGGUUGUACCACAUAAAUUUGCAUGUCAACCGGGCAGACGCUUCAUCUCUACAAAACAGCGAGUGUUCAGCGUGAAAAGAGCAAGGCAGAAAGAUAUCGCGGAAUAUUUGCAGCCGGUGCCGGUUGCGGGGCCCUCAACCGAAAAGUCCGAACCUGAAGGCGUGGAAGUAAUCGAGGUAGAUCAACCACGGUUAUGUAACAAAGCAUGCCAAACAAAGAAAGAUUUAAGAAACAAGUCCGUUCAAGUCUCGCAAAAACAACUCAGAAAAACAGAUUUCAAACCCUCCAAAAGUAUGUUUAAAACUGGAAAAUGUACAGGCAAAUCCUGAAAGUUCCCCAGAAACAGAAACAUCCAAUUUUUAGACAGUCUUCCAGAUCACAGCGCAGAGGUUUGAAUCUCUGUUUAAUAAGUACUUAGAGAUAUAGU
Cylas formicarius (sweet potato weevil) is the source of this 671-nucleotide messenger RNA. RefSeq lists its product as uncharacterized. Lineage: Eukaryota; Metazoa; Arthropoda; Insecta; Coleoptera; Brentidae. Bases 1 to 573 code for a protein of 190 amino acids. The transcript has a single exon. The record is from RefSeq and is a predicted model, not a curated record.